AUGUCCAAGAGAAGCGAGCCAGCUCAUCCGGAGCAGAAGCACCCAAGCACUAAGCGGGCCAAAGAGAUCGAUGCGCACACUCCCUAUGAGGAACUGCGGUCUCUCCUUGCCGACCAGGAGUGUCCCAGCGACACCAGGAGGGUGCUGCAUUGGUUCCGGAGCAAGGACCUGCGCAUCCACGACAAUCGAGCAUUGAGCGCGGCCUCUCAGUUGGCAAAAGAAUCGCAUGCUUCUUUGUUGUGCGUGUAUGUCAACUGUCCAGCCGAGUUCCGUUGGCAUGGCACAUCACCGGCCAGAACGGACUUCAUCUUUGAAAAUCUUGCGCUUAUGAAGGCUGAGCUUGAGGCAUUGGGCAUUCCUUUGGCCUUCUUGGAAGCCAGUGAACGUGACGAGAUCGUUCCGACGAUUGUUAACUUCGUUCGUGAAAACGACAUCUCGCAUGUGUAUGCAAACUACGAGUAUGAAAUCGACGAGUUGCGCCGCGACAUCCAGGUUUUCAAGGAGGCCACUGCUGGGAACUCCAAGUCCAAGGGAUUCCAUCUCUCUUUUCAUCACGAUCAGACGGUAGUGGAGCCAGGCACCGUACUUACAGACAGCGGGAAGGCCAUGAAAGUAUUCACACCAUACCACAGGGCGUGGCUUGCUGAAGUCAAGGCAAAUCCAGGUCUUCUCGACACUGUCCCCGCGCCUUCGAAGAAUUCCACCGAAUCAAAGAAAGAGCUGGAUCGGUUCUUUGGCAGUCCUGUUCCCAGCCCACCCCAGGAAAAGCAAUUUGCCUCUGAUGAGGAAAGGGAACGAAUUCGCAAACUCUGGCCCGCAGGUCACGACGCUGCUGUUCAGCGGCUCAAUCACUUCCUUGACGACAAGAUCGCCGACUAUGCGGCCACACGCUCCAAUCCAGCAAAGGACUCUACGUCCCGGCUCUCUGCAUACUUCAGUGCUGGUGUCCUCUCCAUUCGCGAAAUCCUCACCUCGGUGAGCAAGCGGAAUGACAACUCCACCGAUUUCUCCAAUCAAGGCUGCGACCCAGGAAGGUCUGGCUGGGUCCGCGAAAUCGUCUUCAGGGAGCUGUAUCGGCAGACUCUGCUCCAGACCCCUCACACGUCGAUGAACCUACCGCAGAAUUUGAAAUUCGACUUUGUGGACUGGGAAGAAGAUGAGGAAGGGUACAAACGCUGGGAAGAGGGCACGUUGGGCGUUCCCUUCGUGGACGCUGGGAUGCGACAAAUCAAACAGGAGGCGUACAUGCACAACCGCCUCCGCAUGAACGUCUCGAGCUACUUGUACUGCAAUCUGCUCGUCGACUAUAGGCGUGGGGAGCGAUACUUUGCAGAGACGUUGAUCGAUUGGGAUCUUAGCAACAACACGCAAGGCUGGGAACCCAGCUACACCGUGUUCAACCCUGUCAGCCAGGCCGAGAAGAAUGAUCCCGAGGGAGAGUACAUCCGCAAGUGGAUCCCGGAGUUGAAGGAUGUCAAGGGAAAGGCCAUCUUUGAUCCCUAUCACCGGUUGGAUAAGCAGGAGUUUGAGAAACUGGGGUAUCCCAAGCCAUACGUCGACUGGCAGAAGACCAAGCAGAGGGCGAUCGAAAGAUUCAAAUCGAAUAUGAAGGACGCUGAUCCUUGA
This is a messenger RNA of Fonsecaea multimorphosa CBS 102226, 1626 nucleotides long. RefSeq lists its product as uncharacterized. The record is from RefSeq and is a predicted model, not a curated record. Gene Ontology annotation, cellular component: nucleus; cytoplasm. Gene Ontology annotation, biological process: circadian regulation of gene expression; entrainment of circadian clock by photoperiod. Gene Ontology annotation, molecular function: FAD binding; DNA binding. Bases 1 to 1626 code for a protein of 541 amino acids. Lineage: Eukaryota; Fungi; Ascomycota; Eurotiomycetes; Chaetothyriales; Herpotrichiellaceae. The transcript has a single exon.